Notothenia coriiceps (black rockcod) is the source of this 1147-nucleotide messenger RNA. It is a transcript of the gene tcf25, whose product is annotated as TCF25 ribosome quality control complex subunit. The transcript has 9 exons. Bases 119 to 1147 code for a protein of 342 amino acids. Gene Ontology annotation, cellular component: RQC complex. Lineage: Eukaryota; Metazoa; Chordata; Actinopteri; Perciformes; Nototheniidae. The record is from RefSeq and is a predicted model, not a curated record.
UUAAAAUAGAGAAGAAGAAGAAGACCCUCAUUUCAUUGCUUUACUCUGUUUGUCACCUAACUAAAAACGACUUUAAUCGAGAUUAACUGACGUGUAUGUGUCCCAUGAACAGUGGACCAUGUCUACCCGGGCUCUGCGAAGGCUCAAAGGGAAGCAGCGGGGCCAGGAGGCCCUGGACGCCGGGGACCUCACUUUAGAUGACAGCCCGGAGGAGCUGCUGGACACGGCUAGUGCUUCCCCCCCGUCUGAUAGCAAAGGCAGAAAGGCAAAGAAAAACAAAGCCCAGAAAAACUUCAGCAACAUUUAUGAAUUGAUAGGUGAUGCAGACAACGAGGCAGAGAUUAUCUCACCUGAUGAAGAAGAAGAUACACCAGAUGAAAAUAAAACAAGUGGAACAGAAAAGAAGGAUGACAUUGAGAAACCAGAUGAAAAGCAAGAGAAUGCAUCUACAAAGUCGUCUGGAGACAGAGUUAAAAAGAAGAAGAAAAAGAAGAAGACCAAAGUGACAGAAGGACAGGAGGCUGUACCAGACGAUAACAUUGAUUUAAUACUGGAGAAUCUGGAGCAGCCCAAUGGACUGGGUUUGCAAAAUGAAGAUUGUGGAGGCUCCGACAGAAGAUCUGUGCUACAUGUGGAGCACAGGAACCUCAACUCAGAGACGGAGCUGAAGAGAUAUUUUGGGGCUCGAGCUGUUCAGGGGGAUCAAAGACCUCGACAGAGAAACAGACAGUUUCACCGUAGCACCUGGAUGACCAUUCCUAAGGACAGCUGGCCUCGCUUCAGCCGCCCAGGAAUCUCAAUGACCCUACUGCAGUCAAAGGAUGGCAUUCAGUACUUUACCUUUGAGCACGGUCGGGACUACCAACAAGUACAGUUCAAGUUCCUGGAUGCUGUUGAGUCGAUGGAUCCCAACAACAUUGUGGCCUUGCUGCAGUUGAACCCGUACCACAUUGAUUCUUUGUUGCAGCUCUCUGAUGUCUGCCGCAUUCAGGAGGAUCAGGAGAUGGCCAGGGACCUCAUUGAGAGGGCCAUGUACAGCUUUGAGUGCGCCUUCAUCUUUAUCAGUCUGCUAACUCAAGCACCAGCAGAGCUGGAUGUAUCCGAACAAGAGAACAGGUUGGGGCAUGUUCUUAAUGCUUCUUAUUAG